Globicephala melas (long-finned pilot whale) is the source of this 807-nucleotide messenger RNA. NCBI's taxonomy places the organism in Eukaryota, Metazoa, Chordata, Mammalia, Artiodactyla, Delphinidae. The record is from RefSeq and is a predicted model, not a curated record.
AUGGAGGGGGCCGGGCCCCCAUCGCCAGGAGAUGACCUGGAGCUCUCGGUGAUCCAGGGGCAGCCAGACGAGCAGACGCCUCUCAGUGGAGCCGUCCAGGGCAUCUUUCCUCUGGAGGAGGAGCCCUGCCCAGUUCAGGCUGACAAGGAAAGCCCUUGGAAAUCCUGUAAUAAGAACUUGGUUGGAAAGUGCAAACUGUGGAUGGUCCUCGCCUCUGUUUUCCUCGGUCUCGUUGUAGUCAUCAUCAUAAGCUUAUGUCUGAUUGGAGUAACCUAUGUCGAUGAGGAUGAAAAUGAAAUACUUGAAUUGUCGUCUAAUAAAACAUUCUUGGUCACGCUAAAGAUUCCAGAGGAGUGUGUUACUGAAGAGAAAUUGCCUGACCUGCUCACGAAAAGGCUCACAGAUGUGUACAGUUCAUCACCAGCUCUGAGCCGUUACUUUACUUCAGUUGAAAUCGUAGACUGCAGUGGUGAAAACGCCACAAUAACCUACCACCUGCACUUUGGGUUUCCGUCAGAAGACCACAACUUUAUGAAGUAUGUGAUGAGUGAAGAGCUGGUGCUGGGCGUUUUGCAGCAGGAUUUCCAUGAUCAGAACGUGUCCGGUUGUGAGACUCUGGGGCUUGACCCAGCGUCCCUCUGGUUCUCUGUCUUGGAUGGUUUUUCAGCCACAACCCAUCAGAAACACUGCACAUCAGCAGUGGUAAAUACUAGUGGAAAGAAUGAAAAAGGUGAACGAGAAGGAGGUGUGGUGAGUGGCAGGCACGGGGCCAGCAGCCGAGGGUCAGGAGAGUGCAACAGAUUAUAA